Molecule: messenger RNA, 631 nt
Organism: Acaulospora morrowiae
Lineage: Eukaryota; Fungi; Glomeromycota; Glomeromycetes; Diversisporales; Acaulosporaceae
Source: the annotation of a GenBank genome assembly
AUCAUUCUCUGCAAGUUCAACGAGUUCAACGGAAAAAAGAGAUAUUGAACAACAUGUUAUUUAUAAAGCUCCAUUUGCGAUAGCCUGUAGACGAUUAAAAAAAUUUUCGAUCGCGUCUCUGAUAACUACCGUGUCAUUUACGCCGUUGAUUUUCAUCCUGGAUAAUUCCUUGAACUUGAAAGCUCAGACCUUGAUGGCUUUAUUUGUGAUCUCGACGAGUGCUGCAUCGACGAUGUUGAUUCAUCGAUGCAUUUCACCAUAUGUAGCCAAGAUUACUUAUAAUCCACCAGAAGCUUUUAACAGUUCCACAAAGGAAAACUCUAAAGAUUCUGAUGAUUUAAAGCAGAAGAUUUCGGAAAACAAAACCAGUUCAAAAAUUACGCCUGAAACUUUUCUUACUUUCGAGACAUUAACGUUAUUAGGCACCUCGAAUUUUACUACCCUUCAAGUUAAAUCCCUCGAACCGUCAUCAAGGUUUUUUACCACGUGGAAGGUUAAGGAUGAUCAUAAGGGAAAUGUAAGUGCUGUCACGAGUUCGGGCAAGAAAGCGGUGGCUAAGAAUUGGUUCUAUGUUCAAACCGAAUUGUUUGACAAUCCAGAGAUGCAAGACGUUUCGCGGAUUGUAAUGUAG